AUGGACGAGACGAUUAGACGCUCAUCGCGCAGUAAUAAGGGAACAAAUCCACACCUUCAGCGUCAGAGGCAGGCAGAGCUGGAGUAUAUCAAGGCAAGAAAGGUCCAGCAAAGUAAUGAAAAGCCCGAUGAGGACAAACCUGAGGUUGUGAAAUGUCUUGUUUGUGGAACAACCGACGAAAAUUACGACGAGGACAACGAUCCGAAUGGAGAUAUGAUCCAGUGCGAUACGUGCAAUACUUGGCAGCAUAUAAAAUGCAUGACAGGGAAUGAAAGUGCUGAAGACAUCGAAAAUUACGACUGCAGCCUGUGUUCGCCGUCAAAGUAUACUAACUUGACGUUCGCCAUCAAUCCUGCUGACGAAUCCAAAAGGUCUUACGAAAAAUCUAAAGUGGACAACGAUCAGAAGGAUUACACCAACGAUGGGCUAGAGAAUAUCUCCGAAGGAACUGAGGAAGAAGUAUCCCAUCGUCCGAUUAAGCGCAAAAGAAAGUCGAAGCCAAGGGUCGGCGACAUCAAAGACAAGGAAACAAAGUUGAGAGAGAGUGCUUUGAAAAUGUUCAAAGACCUCUUCACUAAGUAUAUCAUUCCGGAUACGACUGCCGCGCGGACUUUCCAACUGCCGUCUGACACCUCAAUAGACGAAAUGUCUGGCCACCUUUCGAGUGAACUUGAACGGGAACUUUACGAGGUCUGUAUCAAUAAUGAUACUGGUACAUUGAAUGACGCGUACAAAGAGAAGGUUAGAGUUCUUUUUUCUAACUUGAAAGAUCAGAAGAAUAUUGACAUGAAGACCCUUGUUAUCAACAAGAAGCUUCCGUUUAACAAACUUGUAAAGAUGUCUGUAAACGAACUUAUUAACCCGGAUCUUCGGCAUUUCAGAGAGAAGGUAGACAAUGAAGCCCUCGACAAUCUUGUCUUGGAGCAGCCCAACAGACCCAAAUACCACAAAACCCAUAAAGGAGAUGAGCUUAUAGAAGAUCCAAAUGCUUACGAACCUGAAGACAUUAUUUUCAACAGAGAUAUCGUGGCCACGAAGCUCAAAGAAAACUCAGAUAAUGAUAGUUCACACCACUCUGAUUAUGCAAAUUCCAUGGGCUCGAACCACGACGGCAAGGGUUCAGAAGAAAACGUAACGUCAACAAGAGCUCGAUUAGCGGAGGAGUACUGGGCUUGUAGUUUGGAUUACAAGGAAACCCGCACAAAGUUUAGGGGCAAUAUUCGUUUUUUAGCUUCUUCGCACGACAUCAGCAACACAUUACGUCGGGACGCCAUUGGAGACGGGAAAUUCGUAGUGGAAGGCAGAUUGAAAGAUGAAGACGCAGAGGGCUACAUUGAACAAAUGGCCACCACAAGAACUUUUCUUGCAUACGCCCUGAGGCCCCUCACUAAUUAUCAGGACUCUCAACAAUCUGAAGCGUUUUACGAGUUUUUGUCUAGUAGGCAGCGCUACGGUGCACUCAAAGCCAAACGGCAGUACGUACGGCACGUUUAUGUGAUUCCGUACUCCGAGCGGCACCAGUUAGGAGUGCUAAAACACCUUCAUUUAGCAGAUCACGGAGAAAAAGAGAAUGACCUUACGGAGGGCGACUCAUUUCUGAUUGUGGCAGUAGUUAGACCUGAUAUGCUAGAUGUUACAUAA
Molecule: messenger RNA, 1641 nt
Organism: Lachancea lanzarotensis
Lineage: Eukaryota; Fungi; Ascomycota; Saccharomycetes; Saccharomycetales; Saccharomycetaceae
Gene: BYE1
Product: LALA0S02e02080g1_1
Exons: 1
Coding region: 1-1641 (546 amino acids)
Biological process (GO): DNA-templated transcription
Cellular component (GO): nucleus
Molecular function (GO): RNA polymerase II transcription regulatory region sequence-specific DNA binding
Source: RefSeq, a predicted model, not a curated record